Messenger RNA from Hermetia illucens (black soldier fly), 2411 nucleotides. RefSeq names its product sulfhydryl oxidase 1 (gene Qsox1). NCBI's taxonomy places the organism in Eukaryota, Metazoa, Arthropoda, Insecta, Diptera, Stratiomyidae. Gene Ontology annotation, cellular component: Golgi membrane. The record is from RefSeq and is a predicted model, not a curated record. The coding region runs from base 266 to 2176 and encodes 636 amino acids. Gene Ontology annotation, molecular function: protein disulfide isomerase activity; flavin-dependent sulfhydryl oxidase activity. Gene Ontology annotation, biological process: protein folding. The transcript has 2 exons.
AGUGAGCGCUCGUAUUCUUAACCUUGAAAGUGGCCACAGCCGUGACUAGAUCCACGAUUGGGAGCACUCGCUGGAACUCCUACAGGCGGCAUGGCAGCAAUUGUGAAAGCUGAGCUCUAGCCGAGCGAGCGUCGGUCCGGUUUGCACCUCCACGACUGUCGCCGUCAUUGUCAAAACGGCUCUUCAGUUUGUCGCGCUCGGUUGCUGCGUUCGCGAUGUAAAUAUUGUGCUGCUCGCUCGUGACGAGUUUUCUCUUUGCUAGCAUAUGGACAUUUGUCGGCGCGUUUACAACUAUCGUUGGGAGCCUUUUCACGUGUGCACGAUGAAAUUGCUGGUGUCUUUGGCGUUUUUCUCAAUUUGCGUUACCCGGAGCGAUUCCGGCCUGCCUUUCCACAGGCCAGUUUCGGACAGUGAAUACCCCGGUUUAUAUGACGCAACUGACAAAGUUGUUAUUUUGACGGCUCGCAACAUUGAAGAAGUGGUGCCGAACAAAAACUAUGCGACGCUGUUGCAGUUCUACAACUCCUUCUGUGGCCACUGCAGGCGCUUCGCACCCAAGUACAAGCAGCUGGGCGCGAACCUGCAUGCUUGGCGGGAUGUCGUCCAGGUAGCAGCGCUGGAUUGCUCCACGGACGAAAACAACGAUGUCUGUCGAAAGUACGAGAUUAUGGGUUACCCCAGCUUGCGGUAUUUUGGCCCACAUUACGUAGUCGGCGAGAAGAGUCUCGGCGAUCCAAUCCAAUCGCAAGAUUUGGACGUUAUAGCGGAUGUUGUGGCGAGGAACAUUAUGUUGCAGGCGCCACAAGAGCCCCAAUGGCCCAACUUCGCCAAUCUGGAAGACGACAACCCACAAAAUUUGUUCAAGAACGAACCGGAUACAUUGAAGUAUGCCAUCAUCAUUUUCGAGCCGGAAAACUCUACAGUUGGGGCCCAGACCAUACUGAACUUCCACCAGGUAAAGGCAGUAAAGAUAAGACGCACCACGAAUGCAGAAGUAGCCAAGAAAAUGGGCAUCGAGACGUUCAACACGAUCAAGAUCUUACAGAGGAGUUCCGACUCGAUGUCCAUUUCGCUGCCCAAUGCCUCUUCCUCUACAGUAAAAAUAGCCAUCGACAAGUUCCUGCAGGAUAAGCAUUUAGUGGAAGGUCAAAACGACACAAAUAAAUCAACCAAAACAUCCGUAGAUGACCAUGGCACACUUGCGGACAUCCUGAAACAACCUCGCCACACAAUUUACCAGGCUGAUAUGGAGCAUGCUCUUCGCUACACAAUUUUCCACGAGAUUCCUGCAAAGGCGACGAUCUCUGGUGAAAAACUAUUAGCCGUGCAGCGUUAUCUGGCAGUGCUGAGUCGCUACAACCCGCUCGGCGAGAACGGCAGACGGUUUGUGGAUGAAAUGAAAAACUUCGCAUAUUCACAGAAUGAGUCCCUCGACGGGAAGAAAUUCCAAGAGACAGCACUCGAGUACGAGAAAUCAUUGGGUCCUAUUUUCUCGUCUAGCAAAUGGAUCGGCUGCAUAGCCUCGAAGCCUGGCUACCGCGGGUACACAUGUGGACUGUGGACACUAUUCCACUCGAUGACUGUGCAAGCUGCCGAGGACGAAACUGCAACCGACCCCCUGGAAGUCUUGCAGGCCAUGCAUGGAUAUAUCAAGAACUUCUUUGGAUGUACAGAUUGCGCAGCUCACUUCCAGAGCAUGGCAGCGCGUCUUAAAAUGUGGAACGUAACCAGCAAAGAUGAUGCCGUUCUUUGGCUUUGGAACGCUCAUAACCAAGUGAACAAACGACUUGCAGGCGACCCAACUGAGGAUCCAGCAUUUCCAAAAAUCCAGUUUCCCAGUAUAAAUUCAUGCCCUGCCUGCCGGCAUGAACAUUCCACAAAACAUAGCAACGAUAUUGACUGGGAUAAAGUGGAAGUGCUACAAUUCCUGAAAAACAUUCACAACCCUCAGAACAUCAGUCGAUAUGGGGUCGAUGAUGAAAGUGUAUUACCUGAAACUCCAGCGAAAAUGCGAUCCAAGCGUAUGAUUGGCAGUGUCUUCUCCGACAUGGAUAUGCGGAUGGGGAUAUUCUUAUAUAUUUUCUGCGUGGGAAUGAUGUUCGUCGCGGUAAAGCUGUUCCUUCGAAAGGGGUAUCGGAAAAAACCUUACAUGCACGGCAUGCUAGGGAAAGUAUGAGUUCUGCGAAGAAAGUUUAGAAUAAAUGUUGGAGCGUUUGUCACGUGAUUGAACUUUUUCAAUAGAAGUGCGAAAGUCAAGUGUAUAUUUAUGCAGAUAAACACCAAUAUUUUUGUUUUAAUGUAUGUGCGAAAUGUAAAUUUCUGACUAAUCAGAAUAUAUAACGUUAAGAUUUGUUAAAUUUUGUAGGAGUGAACAUUGAUACCGAAAAUAAAAUCGAUUGGAAGAAGUCUGA